Chaetomium fimeti is the source of this 2171-nucleotide messenger RNA. Its product is annotated as senescence-associated protein-domain-containing protein. NCBI's taxonomy places the organism in Eukaryota, Fungi, Ascomycota, Sordariomycetes, Sordariales, Chaetomiaceae. Gene Ontology annotation, cellular component: plasma membrane. Gene Ontology annotation, biological process: cell division. The coding region runs from base 286 to 2049 and encodes 587 amino acids. The record is from RefSeq and is a predicted model, not a curated record. The transcript is spliced from 4 exons.
AAAAUCUCACUCAUACCCCGCCUGGGGCUGACGUACCUACGCUGCUCACCUGUGCUGUUCAGGGGGGAUAUUCAGCAUGGACGAUGGUGGAAGAAACUUUCGUCGAAACCUCCAUUGCCUCCUCCCCUCUUGGAGGACGCGGCGAGCGCGUCUGUCCGCCUGAACGGUGGCGGGCGACGGCCUGCUUUUGGCACGCCAAUGACGUCGCUUUGAGACGGACGGAGUCUCGAGAGGCCUCUUGCAUGCUCCACACAGGAGACGUCUUUAAGCGCCUGGGGCCGCGGGAUGCUGGGCAGUUGCUAUUUUGAACUCCUGGAACAAGCAACCAACCGACCCCGCCUUCAAGAAAUCGUUCGAUUGCGGAACGAAGUCUGUGAGAAGUCGGGCGGGUGUCGAGCUUUCCACCCCGUUUCACCCCACCUACCUACCGAGGUACCUCACAUCGCGGCGCAAUACGUCGCACGCGCGAAGGGUCACAACUCUCAAAACCCGAGGGCGUUGAUAAUUGUGACAAUGGCAUCCGGACACAAUGACCCGAAGCUGCUGUACGCCAUUAACGGCGUAUCGGCCUACCACAUUGCCAAUGGCAAGGAGGAGCUCCUCACGCCGGCCGGCCCGCAGACGCUGUCCCUUUUGAUGGUCCCGACCACAUCCGCUUUUGCCGACCCCGCGAUUGAUUCCGAUACCGCCCCGGAACAGGACUUCUACCUUCACCUCCACCUGCCGCCCGAGCUCGACCUGCCCCUUCCGGCCACGACGCAGAUCUACCACCAGCCGCCAACCAGUUAUUUAAUCCCGCGAUGGGACCUCGGACCGGGCAGCGGCGCCUUUACCAGGAUCGAGUUUCCCUCGGUGGAGAGCCGGAAGGGGAUUCAGGAGGAUGUAGACACGUUCGAGACGAUUCUGGCGCAAUGCACCGCCUUCCUUGAGCGGGCGCCGCCGCCCAAGAUUGGCAAGGGCGAGCAGUGGUGGGAGGGCAAAAAUGAGAAAAGCGCCGCAACGAAGUCGGCAGAGGCGGCGGGAGAUGCGUUGCCCUCGUAUAACCCGGCUGACUUCAAGCCUGGCGAGGGGUACGUGCGGGGAAGUCACAGCGUGGCUGCGCCGGGACAGAUCGUGCUUGUUGAUGAGGAGGACGGCAGCGUGAUUGGAGAGCUGGAUGGUUUUCAGGUCGUCGAGUCCAGCGGGCUGAAACCGGGAUCGAAAGACCCGGUCGAGAUCACCUUACCAGCCGCAGGCGGCCAGAACAUCAACGUGGCACCCAUAUCCGCCGACUUGCACGAGGCAGACCUACACCCAGCGUACAAGAGUUCGUUCCUCGUGUCCAACGCCUCGGCGGCCUCGCGCCUCAUCAUCACCGGCUCCGACAUGCUUUCCAAACUGCUGCAGAACCAGGCCGACAGCUUCACCAAGAAUGCCCAGCCGAGCGCCAAGCCCAUGACCUUCAAGCCCGCCACGCGCGAGCACAUCCGCCGCAUCAACACCUUCACCGGCGGUGCGGCGACGCUGUCGGCCAAGACGGUCGGCCAGAUCACUAGGGUAGCCCAGAACUGGGGCGCGUCCCUCGGCGGCCACGGCAAGGACAAGAACGGCUCGGCGCGCAAGGGCUUCGACAAGGACGGCAAGCCGCUCGGCACCUACAAGCCGGGCCUGCUCAACAAGAGCAUGAUGGCCUUCUCGACCGUCAUGGACGGCGUCGAGCAGGCCGGCCGGAACCUGCUGUCCUCGUCCUCGGAGGCGGCGACUACGGUGGUCGGCCACAAGUGGGGGCCCGAGGCCGGCGAUGUCACGAGGAGUCUGGGCGGCGGCGUCAAGAAUGUCGGCCUGGUCUAUAUCGACGUGACGGGCGUGUCGAGGCGGGCGAUCCUGAAGAGCGUGGCUAAGGGCAUGGUGGUGGGCAGAACCUCGACAGGCGAUAACAUCAUCGUCGGGGGAGGCGACGGGGGAGUGGCUACGCUGGAUACGGACAGACAGGAUGCGCAGUCGUUGAGUGGGAUGACUGUGACCGAGGGGAAACAGCCCGCAGGCCCGUUAAAUGGGAAGUUUAUGUGAUGAGUAUGUCGGUUCGGUAGGUAUGGGAAUCUGUGGCGGAAGAAGGUUUUUUAGUUGGACUUCGUGUUGAAUAAUACUUUUCAACUUCUCAAGGGACUUUGAUGAAUUGGUGCAUUUUUGGA